AUUAGAGCCCCCGAGAGCAUAAAAAGGCGAAACCUCAGUUCAGCUCCAGGGACUUGCCUUAUCUUGGCAACAAUGGUGUUUGAGUUUCCAAUGGAUGUUGCAAGAAAAGCACGUGUUUCUCCAAGCUGCAACCAAUUUGCAUCUUCUUUCCUGUCCAGAAAAUCGCUCUAGUGGCAUGUGCUCGUUCAUCUGGAAAUAUUAUUUAUCAGUUACGGUUAACCGUCUUGGAAAGCAGAGUAUCGCCUGAGCAAGAUGGCCGCGUGACAUUUAGGAAAGAGAAACUCCAGGCGACAGCCAUCUGGUGUCCCAAAAUCUAAUAUAUUCAUCUUCCUUUGUCCAGUGAAGCAGACUCUGCAGCUAAAUACCUUUCAGGUCAGACCUGGAUGACAUUUGAAUAUUUAAAACCUGGGGAAGAAUUUGAGCCUUUCAAUGAAACAUUAGUCAUGUAAUAGAUCUCGGGUUGCCCUCUUAACAACAAGUGCCAUCUUCCUGCAGAAUUACGAGGCUGCUGUUGGCUCAUUCUGUGGAUUAUUACAGAUAAAAAUAAUCUUUGGGAAGUGCUUUUUUUUUUAAAAAAAGCAUGCUUUAACCUGUGGAUUGGAAAGAGACCUCAUGGGUAGGCCUCGCCCUGUGAUUCCUGUUAGGGAUGCCUAGUUGCUUUCAAAAGACUUUCUUUUGUGUCAGCGCUGGCUUGAGCUUCGCCUCUUUCAUCUUGAUCCUCGUAGCCAUGGGCACUCAGAAGUGGAUGACUGGGAAAAUCCUUUGCAAAACUGGAGCCGAACUGGUCAACGCCACAGAUCCCGAGCUGGUCAAGUUCAUGGGGGAAAUUUACUAUGGGCUCUUUGGGGGCCGCAAAAUGCGACAGUGUGGACUUGGGGGACGCCCUUCCAAAUUCAAAAUGUUUCCACACCUGGUGAAAAAGGUGAACACAACUCUCCACGUGACGAUCAUCCUCUUCCUGUCGGUGGCAUUUUCCUUUGCCCUGGUCAGCUGUGGACUCUGCAUCUUAAACCUCCUGAAAGUUCCUUUUCGGGCUAUUCAAGGACCUGCAGGAAUAGCUCUGUGGAACUUGCUUGCAGGAGGAUGUACCACGUUGGCCGUGAUCGCUUUUGUGGCAGCUGUCAAACUGCAUCGGCUUACAGAAAGAAUUGCCAAUUUUCGGGAAAACGGCUUCCAGUUUCUCAUCCUGGAAGAAGAGUAUAUGCCUUCUUUCUGGCUUUGUGUAGCAAGCGCAACAAUCCACGGGCUGAAUCUGGUCAUAGUUGCCCUCAGCACAGUUCGCUUCCUGACUCCAAAAAUGAAGACAGAAGAAGCAAAUGUCACAGCAGAAGACAUCAUGUACUAAACUCUUUGUUUGCCGCUUAUUCUCUUCUAGACUUCCAUGAUCCGUUGACCAUCUGCGGUACUUUGAAGACACUGACAUCAAGUAGGGCAACUGGGCCUAGAAGGGGGAAGAUCAGCACCACAAACAGGUUGAUUUCGGCAAAUGCUGAGGUCCAUGGACAGCCAGGCCCACUAUGUCCAUACUCUGGAAGAAGAUCAUAUCUCCCUCACCACAUUCAAAACUCUAGGAGCCUUUCACCUUCUCCUGCUGGUUAUAAGGUCUCAUCCAUAGAUCUUCCAACCACCAAAGGAGGACAUUUACCUUUGCCCCAACAUUGUUCAUUGGAAAACAGACAUCUUUGCUUAAUGAAAGCUAAUUCAGUAUAUUCAGGAAAAACUCAUAAUUAGUCCUUGUUCUGUACCUCAGAAGCUAAAGAGGUGAGAUGGCAUUAUCAGAGUUUCUUUAAGUGUAAGGAACAAAGAUAUAACUUUUCCUCCUAUCAUGUGAAACUUUCUAUGUGAUUAUUUUUGAAGUGUGCUAAUUCAUAACCAGACAUGUUACUGUCGGUGAGAUUCCAUAAGCCUCUGCUGAAGAUUUAAAGGAACUUUGCCUCUUUUGAGAAGCAACAAAAAAAUUAGAUGAACAACCACAGUAAUUCCUACUAUGGUUUUUGGCUCCCUCAUGGGUGGGCUAAAGAACUGGCUUUCCCAGCCAAGAAUUGUGAAAUGUUUGGCCUAACAUACAUACAAUUCAUGGCUCAGGUUACCUGAAGUGUUUUGUUGGAGAGCUUGUCAUAUGGCAUUCCCUUGUCCUAUUGUGCAAGGGAGUGGAAUCAUGGAAACUAUUGUGAGCGCUCA
Messenger RNA from Python bivittatus (Burmese python), 2181 nucleotides. It is a transcript of the gene CLRN2, whose product is annotated as clarin 2. The record is from RefSeq and is a predicted model, not a curated record. NCBI's taxonomy places the organism in Eukaryota, Metazoa, Chordata, Lepidosauria, Squamata, Pythonidae.